AUGGAACGGUACCAAAACGGGCUUCCUCCGCGAAAGCUGUUCUACGUGGGUGAACGAUCGUCCUCUUCCUCGGCGUCGGAUAGUAGCAGCCCGAGCACGAGCACCACAAGCUGCGAUACGGAAACCAGCAGCAGCUCCAGCCUCGAGGUGGCCUACGUCAACGGUCACGGUGGCGGCAGCGGCAACAGCAGCACCAGCAGCAGUUCCAGCCUUCCGAUCGCGGACGUUAAUCUGCUCUACAGCAGCUCGUCGACGUUUUCGUCCUUAACGCCGGAACCCAUCCCGGUUAGUGCGCAGCUUCUGUGCUCCAGCAACAGUGCUUCCUCGCGGGCGUCAAUUUCGUCCCUCGUCACGUCGAUCUCGUACAUGUCGUUUGGGUUUCGUUGGGCGCAGCGUGUUCUCGUUCGAUCCGCGUCGGUUCCAGCGCUGCGAAGCGUUGAUACGCCCGGUGGUGCUGCUCGGUACGCGGAGGUGCACGAUCCGAUACGGCCGGUGUAUCGCGAGGUGAACAUGGGCCAGGACGAUAUUCCGCGACCGGCCGAGGGUUUGGAGGCUGAGAUUCAGCGUCCGGAAUUGAUGGAGCUUGGUGCGAUGGAGGGGGAGCAGAGUGACCAUAGUGAGGAGGUGGAGGAGCUCGAUUUGAACGCUGAUUGUGUGCCGGUAGCGGUGAUGGAGAAUAACUUUGGGGUGCUGCCUCGUUACGGUGCGGGUAGGCGGUAUAGUACGGAUGAGGAGAUGCAAUCGUUUGGGGGAAGUGAGCGUGAUGGGACGGAACCGGUGGAUGAUGGGGAACCACCACCCCCGUACGAUGAGAUAGAGUUUGAUGGUGGUCCGGUACUACCACCGAGGUAUGAGGACUUGGAGCUGGCGGGUGCCGGCACUCCACAGGUGUCUGAGGAGGAGCAGGAGCAAGAAGAUCCGGAAGAUGUUGAGAUGUCUGAGGAAGAUCAGUCGGGAGACGAUCAGUCAGAUCCUGAUGAGUCAGAUGAAGAGCAGGCCGAUCGCGACUACUCAGAUCCAGAGUCGGCUGAUCGCGACUUCUCAGAUUCAGAGUUAUCCGAUUAUGAUACGUCACCGUGGUACGAUGAUUUUUGGGAACAGCAGUAUCGUGAAGCCGAUACUGCGGAGGAUGAGCAGCCUGAUGAUAACUCUCUGCAGGAGUCGGAAGAAAAUCAGGAGCAGGAGCGUCAAGGAUCAGAUGCUUCAGAGGAAGACCAAGCUGAACCUGACUGUUCAGUGCCAGAGCAGGCUGAUCGUGGCUUCUCAGAGUCAGAGGCAACUGAUGAUGACCCACCGACGUACGAAGAGUAUGAGGAACAGGAGCGUCAAGGAUCAGAUGCUUCGGAGGAUGAGCAGGCUGAUCGCGACUACUCAGAUCCAGAGUCGGCUGAUCGCGACUUCUCAGAUUCAGAGUUAUCUGAUUAUGAUACGUCACCGUGGUACGAUGAUUUUUGGGAACAGCAGUAUCGUGAAGCCGAUACUGCGGAGGAUGAGCAGCCUGAUGAUAACUCUCUGCAGGAGUCGGAAGAAAAUCAGGAGCAGGAGCGUCAAGGAUCAGAUGCUUCAGAGGAAGAGCAGGCUGAACCUGACUCUUCAGUGUCAGAGCAGGCUAAUCCUGACACUUCAGUGCCAGAGCAGGCAGAUCGUGGCUUCUCAGAGUCAGAGGCAUCUGCUGAUGACCCACCGACGUACGAGGAGUAUGAGGAACAGGAGCGUCAAGGAUCAGAUGCUUCGGAGGAUGAGCAGGCUGAUCGCGACUACUCAGAUCCAGAGUCGGCUGAUCGCGACUUGUCAGAUUCAGAGUUAUCUGAUUAUGAUACGUCACCGUGGUACGAUGAUUUUUGGGAACAGGAGUAUCGUGAAGCCGAUACUGCGGAGGAUGAGCAGCCUGAUGAUAACUCUCUGCAGGAGUCGGAAGAGAAUCAGGAGCAGGAGCGUCAAGGAUCAGAUGCUUCAGAGGAAGACCAGGCUGAACCUGACUCUUCAGUGCCAGAGCAGGCUGAUCGUGGUUUCUCAGACCCAGAGCAGGCUGAUCGCGACUUCUUAGAGUCAGAGGCAUCUGAUGAUGAUGCUCCACCGAUGUACGAAGAGUAUGAGGAACAGGAGCGUUAUGAAGCCGAGGCUUCAGAGUAUGAGCAAGCUGAUCGUGGCUUCUCAGGCUCAGAACAGGCUGAUCCUGACUCUACAAUGCCAGAGCAGGCUGAUCGUGGCUUCCCAGACCCAGAGCAGGCUGAUCGCGACUUCUCAGAGCCAGAGGCAUCUGAUGAUGAUGCCCCACCGAUGUACGAAGAGUAUGAGGAACAGGAGCGUUAUGAAGCCGAGGCUUCAGAGGAUGAGCAAUCUGAUCGUGACAUUUCUGAGCCAGAGCAGACGACUGAUGAGGAGUAUCGCGAAGUGUAUGAGGCUGAUCGGAGGAUAAGAGAGUACUUCAUGUUACUGGACGACAACUGUGCCGGUACUUCUAAGGAAACUAAGCGCUCAUCACUGAAAGUGAUUGGUGACGAGACUUACCCAUCAGAGGAUGAUUCCGACGACGAUGAAGACGACGACGACUUUAAUGACGAAGAGAUCGUCUAUCCACCGUUCAGUUGCGAGCCGAUCUCGGCUGGGUUUGAGAAACGGCGCAAGUUGAAGUACUUCCUCCGUCGGCAUCGUUAA
Molecule: messenger RNA, 2658 nt
Organism: Anopheles nili
Lineage: Eukaryota; Metazoa; Arthropoda; Insecta; Diptera; Culicidae
Product: sarcoplasmic reticulum histidine-rich calcium-binding protein-like
Exons: 1
Coding region: 1-2658 (885 amino acids)
Source: RefSeq, a predicted model, not a curated record